Didymodactylos carnosus is the source of this 498-nucleotide messenger RNA. The record is from the annotation of a GenBank genome assembly. Lineage: Eukaryota; Metazoa; Rotifera; Eurotatoria; Philodinida; Philodinidae.
AUGGCAACAGAUAACAUUCUUCCGCCAGUAGGUGAUAGUAUACAACAACGACAAUUAUCUAAAUCUAAGAAACGUAAUACAAUUAUAUGUCGAAGUAAAGAGACAACAGCAACUACAGUAACAACAAAAUUAUCGUUUACUAAAGAUUCAUCUCUACUAUCAAAAUCAAGCAUUUUUCCUUCGACUGAACGCGAAUCAAAAUCACCACAAUUAGCUCGAAGUAGACAAAAACAACAACAAGCACCGAGACGUGAACGUACAGCAGCUAGUCUACAACCAAAUAAUCGUUUACCAAUGUUAUAUUCAAUAAGUCAGGAAAUUAGACGUGUACCAGAUGAACAAAGAAAACAGAUAUACGCAUUAAAUCGUCUGAUGCGUAAACUAGAACAAGAGAGAUUUCAAAACUUUUGUCGACUCAAUGGUAUACCCGUAGAAGAAGGCGAUGAGAUCGCGCUAGCACCACCAGCACCUGUCAUUGAAAUAGAAAAAGUUGAAUGA